AGAAGGCUUCCAUGCUGGGUAGGCCUGUAACGUGGAGUGUCCGUGGAUGCGUGGAUGAAGCAGAGGUGGCUGUGUUUGCAGCAGCAGGACCUCCUCCUCCCUCCUGCUUUCUCCUCCCGUGUGCGCAGUGCUGCUGCAGCCCGAAGCGCUGAGUGCAGCUGCCCGUUGAGACCACAGGCUAUGACCAUUUGAUGCACCGUUAGUGGAGAACAGCGGGGACGGCUUUCUUACGGGCCAUUCAGGAAGAAAAAACAAAGAAGCUAAAGCUGGUACAAUUAAAGGGAGUCCAUCCUGACCACGCUCCCUCUCUACUUUGGUUCCGACCUAGUAGAAUUUCUACAAAUGGAUAAUGGGGACUGGGGCCAUAGGAUGACUACUCCUGUUACCUUGAAUGUGGGAGGCCACCUGUAUACCACCAGUCUAUCCACCCUACAGCGCUAUCCAGACUCCAUGCUGGGUGCCAUGUUCCGGGGCGAUUUCCCCACAGCUCGGGAUUCCCAGGGGAAUUAUUUCAUCGAUCGGGAUGGAACACUUUUCAGGUACAUCCUGAACUUCCUGAGGACAUCUGAGCUCACACUACCAGUGGACUUCACGGAGACGGACUUGCUGCGGAAAGAGGCUGACUUCUACCAGAUCGAACCUUUGAUCCAGUGCCUUAAUGAUCCUAAACCCCUAUAUCCUCCUGAUAUCUUCGAGCAGGUGGUGGAGCUUUCUAGCACCCGGAAACUGUCCAAAUACUCCAACCCAGUUGCUGUUAUCAUCACACAGCUAACUAUAACAACAAAGGUUCACGCCCUGCUAGAGGGCAUUUCCAACAACUUCACCAAGUGGAACAAACACAUGAUGGACACCAGAGACUGUCAGGUGUCAUUUACCUUUGGACCAUGUGACUAUCAUCAAGAGGUUUCACUGCGCGUUCAUCUCAUGGACUAUAUAAUGAAACAAGGUUUCACCAUCCGGAACACUCGUGUGCACCAUAUGAGCGAACGUGCAAAUGAGAACACCGUGGAGCAUCACUGGACUUUCUGUAGGCCAGCACACAAAGUUGAGGACUGAUUUAGUGCACAAUUGUUGUGACAUUACUUUUAAAUGACUUUGUAUUACUCAAAUCAUUGGAAAAAAAGAAAGGAAAGAGCAAAAGUCCAUUCUGCUGCAGUGAAGUCUGAUCCUUUUUUUCUCAUUUUAGAAAUGAUGGUGCAUUACACAAAGCAAUAAGAAUAAAAUAUGAAAUAUUGUUUUGGCCACCCAGUUUUAAGACCAGACAACUCAAGUUUGUGUUUCUGCAAACUUAACAAUUCUCAGAAACCAAUCUUACAACUUGAUAAUGAAAAUGUUUAUAAAUGAUCCUUUAUUUAUUGUAGGGAGUCUAGUUCCUUUACGUAGUUAAUACUUCUGUACUCAAUUCAAGAUAACUCGUGUAAAUUUCAGAUCAUUUCCAAAGAAGAGUAAGAAAUAAUCGGAAAAUAAAAGCUGUCUUGAUUAAAACAGUCACAGUGUACACUUGGAGGUGUUAGGAGUGUACCUCUGCUACGGUAAAUAUUAUACCGAGGUUAUUUCUGUUCCAGUAGACCAGUGGUGAGUAGAAUUAGAGACUUAGAUCUCCUAACCCCUUUGUAUGGUACUGUUUCUCAAUCCCCUAAAAGUUGUUGCAUGUGUCUUGUGUAAUGUAUGUACCUGCUGUGAACGCUUUAUAAUGUUGUGCUUAGCUGUCAUGUCAAAGAAGAUGUGUUCCAUCGUCCCAGCCAAAAUAAAUCCAAUUGCUGUCUCAUUUUA
This is a messenger RNA of Oryzias melastigma (Indian medaka), 1773 nucleotides long. It is a transcript of the gene kctd6b, whose product is annotated as potassium channel tetramerization domain containing 6b. NCBI's taxonomy places the organism in Eukaryota, Metazoa, Chordata, Actinopteri, Beloniformes, Adrianichthyidae. Gene Ontology annotation, biological process: protein homooligomerization. The transcript is spliced from 3 exons. Gene Ontology annotation, molecular function: protein binding. The record is from RefSeq and is a predicted model, not a curated record. Bases 343 to 1056 code for a protein of 237 amino acids.